AUGGUAUUUACUGUUCUCAGUUGUGAAUUGACCGUUAGACGAACAUUAUCAUUUUUGUCAAAUUACACAGUAAAUUGUGGAACGAUUAAUGACACAAAGACGCUGACAUCCGACCUUCUUUCGGAUUAUAACAUCAAUGUACGUCCUAUUGCUAACCAGAGUCUGGCAGUGAACGUGUCGAUUGAAGCCUACAUUAAAAGUAUCCAGGAAUUUGAUGAAGUUCAGGAAUCUGGAGAGCGUGUUUCAUAUUGCAUAACAGUUUUACUUGCAAUAGCAGUGUUUAUGACCAUCGUUAGUGAUAUGUUACCGAGAAGCUCCGAACCCGUGCCGGUCAUCUCCAUAAAACUAAUGAUUGAUAUGAUCAUCAGUUCAUUCAUUGUCACAACCGCGAUCCUUAAUCUAAACUUAUAUCACAAGGACGAAAGCAUCCCGAUUCCACAAUGGUUGAAAUCCUUGUACAUAAUGUUGUCAUGUGUUAGCUGCAGCAAGAAGAAAAUUGAUCCACAUUUCCAUGAAAUGAAGCAAAUCAGUUCAAAAACCAGUACAAAGGUGAAGACAAUUAACGUUGUUGAAAAUAAGAAUGAACCGAUAGAGAGCAAGAUAGGUCGACUUGUAGAAGAACAUGAUGAAGACAACAAAAUAACAUGGAAAAAAUUGAGUAUAAUGAUGGACAAGGUGGCUUUGAUAAGCUAUACUGCAGUUUCUGUGGCGAGUUUUGUAAUUUUCUUGGCUAUAACUGCCGUAAGCUCUAGUGAAGAUUAG
This is a messenger RNA of Ruditapes philippinarum (Manila clam), 762 nucleotides long. Its product is annotated as acetylcholine receptor subunit alpha-type unc-63-like. Gene Ontology annotation, cellular component: membrane. The record is from RefSeq and is a predicted model, not a curated record. Gene Ontology annotation, biological process: monoatomic ion transport. The transcript is spliced from 3 exons. Bases 1 to 762 code for a protein of 253 amino acids. NCBI's taxonomy places the organism in Eukaryota, Metazoa, Mollusca, Bivalvia, Venerida, Veneridae. Gene Ontology annotation, molecular function: extracellular ligand-gated monoatomic ion channel activity.